CUAAGACCAAGUGUAGAGAUACAGGAGGUCUUGGCCGGAGGUGCUCGGAAACAUCGCCCCUUGGCCUUGUGGCAUCGGCACAUAGUGUCUUAAGCCACAUGCUGCUUUUGGGGGGCGUUCUAUUCCGGGCAACGGGGGGCGAUCACCCUACACUGCAGUGUAAACUGUGAGUGUUACUAUGGCGACUGAAGAUGGUUCAGUUCCCGCUUUCGUUCGAGUGAAGAACUCAAUCCGAGUCAUCGCUGCGAAUCCCGAGAAUCUGGAGAGAGGAUUGGCCUAUGUCGUGCAGGUCAUCUUGGAGGAUUUCGGUCGAGUCGUGAAGAGGGAGAUAUUGGCGAUCCAGGACUACCCUAAGAGAGGCGUAUACGAUGUCACCUUCGGUGGAGAGGGCGUCUACCGUAGCUUCAUGGGAAUCCUGCAGGUGUUUUCGAAUGACCCUCGCUUGGAUGGCUUUAAGAUCUUGCCCCAUUUCGCUGAAGAGGAAAGGUUUUUGGUGAUCAAGUCGUAUUCACCUUUUGUUCCUUUAAAGGAAAUUGAAGCAGUACUGGGAAGGUAUUGUAAAAAACUUGCUUUUGUAGGAAAGAUCCUGAACGAGCUGGGGAUCUGGACCUUGAAGUAUAGGUUCAAGGCAGUUUUCGAGAAGGAUACUUACCCACCUGCGAGAUUUCGGCUUGGCACGGUGAACAUCGACUGUUUCUUUAACGGGAUGCCUGUAUUCUGCAAGAGAUGUCGUCAAUAUGGACAUGCGAUGGAAGGCUGCACUCUAUGUCAGAACUGUGGUAAGGAUGGACAUGAUGGUAAGUCCUGUCCCAUAGCAAAAAAGUGUAAUUUUUGUCUGCAGGGAGGACACUUAUAUGGAGGAUGUCCUCAAAGGAAAGUCGAGAAAGCUGCUGGAGACCCUGUUAUGCCGUCUACCUCGGUGGAUCUUGUUUCCCCACUGUCUGAUGGUGAGGUGUCCAUAGAGAAAGAUUCAAAAGGACAGCUGGUUGUAAAAAGGAUAAAAACAGUGAAAGGGAAGAAAAAACCCGAAGUAAGUCCUGUUUUUGUUGAGUCCAGUGAAACUGUUGUGGUUGAAUCUCGUUCUAGGGGAGAAAAACUCUAUAAAUUCUACAAAGGGAAAAAUACUGCAGAAAUUAAAGAUGCUGUGGAAGGAUGGUCAGAUUCGGAUGAAUACGAGGCUAUGGAUAAGAUUAUUAGUGGUACUCAGGAAAAUAAAGAUAUCCGAAAAGCAGUACUGAGUUAUAUCAGAGGUUUAAUGUAAACUUUUUAAUUAAAAAACAAAAAUAUAUAUAAUAAAAAUAAAAAAUAUUGGUUUCCUAUGAUUUUGUAAAAGUGAUUGGUGGUUUAUUCACUAUGAAACUUUUAUUACUGAUUGAAA
This is a messenger RNA of Xenopus tropicalis (tropical clawed frog), 1378 nucleotides long. RefSeq names its product zinc finger CCHC domain-containing protein 3-like. Gene Ontology annotation, biological process: activation of innate immune response. Bases 179 to 1261 code for a protein of 360 amino acids. Gene Ontology annotation, molecular function: double-stranded DNA binding; RNA binding; nucleic acid binding. The record is from RefSeq and is a predicted model, not a curated record. Lineage: Eukaryota; Metazoa; Chordata; Amphibia; Anura; Pipidae. The transcript has a single exon.